Zingiber officinale is the source of this 2576-nucleotide messenger RNA. RefSeq names its product leucine-rich repeat extensin-like protein 3. Gene Ontology annotation, biological process: regulation of defense response to fungus. NCBI's taxonomy places the organism in Eukaryota, Viridiplantae, Streptophyta, Magnoliopsida, Zingiberales, Zingiberaceae. The transcript is spliced from 4 exons. Gene Ontology annotation, molecular function: metal ion binding. The coding region runs from base 1683 to 2423 and encodes 246 amino acids. The record is from RefSeq and is a predicted model, not a curated record.
CAACGAAAGAGUUCAUGGAGAGGUUUCAUUAUUGUGAAUGCCUUUAGUAACGGGUGAUCCAGCUACUUCUCCAAUAUUGAGUGAGACUUAUCUAGUCCAUUCAAUAACAAAUUUUUAUUAUAUAUAAAAAGAAGGUUGAAUGAAGUGGUGAAUUUCCAAUUUUGAGUUCCAGUUCAAGAGGGAAAACCCAAAUUGUUAGGCAUUAAAGAUUGUCAAUUUGAUCUUAAGUGUUAGUCAGACUACAACUAAUUGUAUGUUGACUUAAUGUGUAAUACUUAAUCAAUAAAUACAACUUAAGAAUACCUUAGCCACCAAAUCAAGUAUCACUUAAGUUAUAUUGCCCCCACGAGCUGGAUCAGCUGGAAGGGUGUCUGACGCUUGCAACGGAGGUUCAGGAGUCGAGGGUCGCCAGUUGCACAUGGACGUAAAACCUCGAUCUGCUGCGCUUUAAAUUCCACUCGACCCCCAGUCACUCCUCCUGCCCAGCUUAACCGUGAUUUAUCCCCUCUGGAUAUUUGUGGGGCCGGGCCCAGGGGGCUGCUAAGGUGACGGUUCCACCUUUUGCAACUUAAGUUAUAUUCAUUGAUGCUAUCCCCUUGACCUCCUUUGCCAACCUCAGUCUCCAACCAUGGAAGACCCACAUCUCUAUCAUCAUCCUUGGCCACUGCCUCUCCAUAGAUCCUUAAUCACCUUAGAGAAGCAUCAUAAUUGACACUCAAAGCAUGCGAAUCUAACUCUCGAUAUAAUUCUUUUACUAAUUCAUGUUUGUCGUCGUCUAUAAAAAUCUAGUGUUCUAGAUAAAUAUCAUGACACCUAAAUCAAUCCCAAUCCCAAUCCCAAUCCCAAUCCAAAUCAAAUCAAUUUUUUUUACCCUAAUUGAACUGGCAAACUGUUGUUUUCUCCUCUUUUGUCGUGGUGAUUUUGUGGCUAGAGCAUGAGCAUUCACGAUUGCUUGGCCGUGAGCUCAUGGUAGAGCUCGCGGCUGUGAAAUCACGGCCGCUGCUUGGCCAUAAUUUCAAAGCCAGAACGUGAGCAUUUGCAACCACUUUGUGUGGUUUUGUGGCCGUGAGCUAGCAACCAUUCAUAGCAGCUGCGAAAUUGCGGUCACCUAGCUGCAAAUGGUUUAUAGCCAGAUGGUAUGAUUAUGCAGUCAUGAGUUCCACUGUGAGCUCACGGCAGGCAGCUAUGAAUGCUCGUGGUCCGGAUGGGAAAUCUCAGAGGCCGUAAUCUCUUGUCCAAAGGAGGGAUUAUAUUCUAUGGUCCAUGGACGAAGAGAAGAGAGAUUCAGUCAGUUAAUAAUUAAGAUCACGAAGGCUUCGAGGAUGUUGCCGGUAGAGAAGUCUGUCUCUGCUUGCAGGAACUGAUGAAUUAUUGUCCGCGGGUGGUCCUAUAUACUUCAAUAAUGCUACUUGAAUUCGUAUAACUUGCUGACAAAUACAAUCUCCCACAGAGAAGCUAAAGCUGCAUGAUUCAUGCAUUGAACACGAUUGGAGCACGCAGCUACCGUCGAGUAUAUCUACAAAGCUCCAACGUUAUGGUUCAUGGCCACUGAUUUAGCUCCAACUAGGAUAAGAGAGAUAAUUAAGAUAAGAAUAUAAUUACAAGAAACAAAAUAAAAUUAUGGCUAUAAAAGAGAGACCCAUUGCCCAUCCUCUUUCAGGCCUACCGGAUUCAGUCUUUAGAUGGCUGAGAAGAAGGAGAAGAAGGAGGAGAAGAAAGGCCCAAAGGUCGUCACGGUUAUCAUAAGGGUUGAUCUUGGAUGCCGAUGCUGCGCCAAGAAGAUAAAGAGCACUCUGUGCAAGCUCCAGAAGCGAUUCAAGAUCAGUUCCAUCGUGUUCGAUGAGGAGAAGAACACUGUGACGGUCUCCGGCCCCUUCGACCCCAACGCCUUCAUAAAGCAGCUCUGCUGCAUGGCCUACAAGGUGAUCAAAGACGUCUCUAUCAAACCGGACCCACCACCUCCGCCGCCUCCGCCGCCGCCGCCUCCUCCUCCGCCGCCGCCAUGUCCGCCGCUGUGGCCGCCUGUGUGUCUGCCUCCGUGUCCGCCGCCGUGUCCCCCUCUGUGCCUGCCGCCGUGUCCGCCUCCCAAGCCCUGCUGUAACUGCCAGUGUCCGCCGACCAAGCCGUGUCCGCCUCCGUGUCCGCAGCCGUGUCCGCCGACCAAGCCCUGCUGUAACUGCCAGUGUCCUCCGACCAAGCCGUGUCCGCCGACAGUGUGGCCGCCGGAGUGUCCGCCGCUGUGUCCUCCGAUUAGGCCGCCAGUGUGGCCGCCAGAGUGUCCGCCGCUGUGUCCGCCGAUUAGGCCGCCAGUGUGGCCGCCGAUUUGGCCGCCAACGUGGCCGCCAGACAUAUGUAAUACCGACUGGCCAUGCUUCAAAAUCGUGUGCGAGCCCGAGCCUUCCCCCGUUUGCACCAUCAUGUAGUUCAAUUCUCUUAUAACUUCGCACAUAAAUAAUUCACUGAGCGGAUCUUGAGGUUGAGGAACGUCAACCUCGGAACGCAAUAUUGUAAGCAAACUGUACCGUUAUCGAGUUGCUUCUCUAUCUAGAAAUAAAUAUAUAAUCUGCUUCUAUUUA